AUGUCACUUAAUACGGAUCUAGUAUCUUCUCUCACUUAUGCCACGAUGCAGAUCAAUCGUCAUGGAGCUACAUUAAUGCUUCUAUUUGGUACGGUGGGUAAUCUUCUCAACAUUUGUAUACUAACCGAACGUUCUCUCCACGAAAAUCCAUGUUCAAUCUAUCUUUCCUGGUCAUCGAUGUUUAGUUUGGCGUUUAUUUGGUCAGGAUUCUUAACACGAGUCUUACAAGGUUACAGCGUUAAUUGGCCAAACGAAAAUCAACCUAUGUGUAAAAUUCGUCAGUAUCUUCUCAAUGUUACUUGGGCGAUGGGUACUUGGUGUCUUGUUGGAGCAAAUAUUGAUCGAUUCUUGUGUAGUCAUCAUUCAGUUACUUAUCGCCGAUUGAGUGCACGUCAAACGGCAAGACGUUUUUUGGUUGGAAUUCUCAUUUUCUUUGCACUUCUAUUUAUCGAAGUUGUCUAUUGUUUUGAAGCAAGUGUUCCUAAUGUUCCAGUCGCCUGCUAUGGUCGCAAUAUUCCUUGCCGACUCUUUAAUGAUUGGGCAGCUUUAUCAUUCGAUAUCGUUUUGCCUAGCAUUUGUUUAGCCAUUUUUGGUUCAUUAACUAUUCGUAAUGUCCGAUCAAGAGUUGUUUAUCCAGCAGUGAAUUCAAACAGUACAAAUAGCGAUAGACUACCAAUGCGAAAUAAUGAUCGCAAUCUCACUCGAAUGUUAUUAGUUCAGGUAAAUAUCACGGUUUUUUUUCAAUCUUUAUUUACAAUCGUUUUGUAA
Messenger RNA from Rotaria sp. Silwood2, 768 nucleotides. The record is from the annotation of a GenBank genome assembly. NCBI's taxonomy places the organism in Eukaryota, Metazoa, Rotifera, Eurotatoria, Philodinida, Philodinidae.